This is a messenger RNA of Miniopterus natalensis, 3214 nucleotides long. The record is from RefSeq and is a predicted model, not a curated record. Lineage: Eukaryota; Metazoa; Chordata; Mammalia; Chiroptera; Miniopteridae.
AACCUGGAGAUUUAAAAGCCGCCGGCUGGCGCGCGUGGGGGCAGGAGGAGGCCGAGCUCGAUCGCUCGGCCCCGGUGACAGCCGCUCGCCUCGAACAGGAUCUGAAUGAUAUGUCCCCAACGAGGCACCCACAGCCACAGGCGUUUAGUAUAGGCUGAGAGCUGGACCUGCACGGAGGGCUGGCAGAAAUGGGCUCCUGCCUGAGUCCUGGGCAGUCUGUGGCAGCAAGGAGGAGAGAGAAGCCUGGGCGUCUGGAGCGGGGCUGGGAUGAAGCAGUUCUGCAGUGAGUGACCGGAUCAGAGCCCGGCCCGCCUGGCCCACCAUGGUCCAGAGGCUGUGGGUGAGCCGCCUAGUGCGGCAUCGGAAAGCCCAGCUCCUGUUGGUCAACCUGCUGACCUUCGGCCUGGAGGUAUGUCUGGCUGCAGGAAUCACCUACGUGCCGCCCCUGCUGCUGGAAGUGGGGGUAGAAGAGAAGUUCAUGACCAUGGUGCUGGGCAUCGGUCCAGUGCUGGGCCUGGUCUCGGUUCCACUUCUAGGCUCAGCCAGCGACCAUUGGCGUGGGCGCUAUGGUCGCCGGAGGCCCUUCAUCUGGGCCCUGUCCCUGGGCGUCCUGCUGAGCCUCUUUCUGAUCCCGAGGGCCAGCUGGCUGGCAGGGCUGCUGUGCCCGGACACCAGGGCCCUGGAGCUGGCCCUGCUGAUCCUGGGAGUGGGGCUGCUGGACUUCUGUGGCCAGGUGUGCUUCACCCCACUGGAGGCCCUGCUCUCUGACCUCUUCCGGGACCCAGACCACUGUCGCCAGGCCUUCUCCGUCUACGCUUUCAUGAUCAGCCUUGGGGGCUGCCUGGGCUACCUCCUGCCUGCCAUCGACUGGGAUGCCAGCGCCCUGGCCCCCUACCUGGGCACCCAGGAAGAGUGCCUCUUCGGCCUGCUCACUUUCAUCUUCCUCAUUUGCAUGGCAGCCACGCUGCUUGUGGUAGAGGAGGCAGCCCUGGGCCCAGGCGAGCCAGCGGAAAGGUUGUUGGUCCCCUCCAGGCCAGCCCACUGCUGUCCGUGUCGCGCCCGCCUGGCUUUCCAGAACCUGGGCACCCUGUUUCCACGGCUGCACCAGCUCUGCUGCCGCGUGCCACGCGCCCUGCGCCGACUCUUUGUGGCUGAGCUGUGCAGCUGGAUGGCAUUCAUGACCUUCACGCUGUUUUACACGGACUUCGUGGGCGAGGGGCUGUACCAGGGUGUUCCCAGGGCUGAGCCAGGCACCGAGGCCCGGAGACACUACGAUGAAGGAGUCCGGAUGGGCAGCCUGGGGCUGUUCCUGCAGUGUGCCAUCUCCCUGCUCUUCUCUCUGGGCAUGGACCGGCUGGUGCAGCGAUUCGGCACCCGGGCAGUCUAUCUGGCCAGUGUGGUGACUUUUCCUGUGGCUGCCGCUGCCACGUGCCUGUCCCGCAGUGUGGCUGUCGUGACCGCCUCGGCGGCGCUCACCGGGUUUACCUUCUCCACCCUGCAGAUCCUGCCCUACACACUGGCCUCCCUCUACCACCGGGAGAAGCAGAUGUUCCUGCCCAAGUACCGAGGAGAUGCCGGAGUUGGUGCCAGUGAGGACAGCGUGAUGACCAGCUUCCAGCCAGGCUCCAAGGCUGGAUCUCCCUUCCCCAAUGGACACGCGGGUGCUGGAGGCAGCAGCCUGCUCCCCUCCGCACCGGCACUGUGCGGGGCCUCUGCCUGUGAUGUCCCCAUGCGCGUGGUGGUGGGCGAGCUGCCUGAGGCCAGGGUCGUUUCAGGCAGGGGCAUCUGCCUAGACCUCGCCAUCCUGGACAGUGCCUUCCUGCUGUCCCAGGUGGCCCCUUCCCUGUUCAUGGGCUCCAUCGUCCAGCUCAGCCAGUCUGUCACUGCCUAUAUGGUGUCAGCUGCAGGCCUGGGUCUGGUUGCCAUUUACUUUGCUUCACGGGUAGUAUUUGACAAGAGCGACUUGGCCAAAUACUCACUGUAGAGUACUUCCCACCCACUGAGGGAGAACCUGCCUCACUGGGUCCCGGCUCCCCCUCUUCAAGCUCCAUAGGGCUGUGGGGCUGGCCUCCCAGUUUCUAUUGCUGCCAAAGUGGCGUGGCUCUCUGCUGCCACCGCAUGGCGGUAAGGUGCAUAGCUGCACAGACAGGGCCCUGGGGUUUCCCUUCCACCUCUCCUGUCUUUAGGGCUGUGGCUGACUCCAAACGGGCCUAAGUCUGGAUUUCUACAGGGAGAGAAAGUCAAGGCAUUCGAUUAGCACCAUGCACUGGAAUUCAGGACUCUGGCGGGCUUACCCAGGCUCAGGGUUAACAGCUAGUGACCUGAUCAAGACAUACCAAGAGAAGGUAUUUGGGGAGCUGAGUAAACUCAGCCACCAUGUAGGUUCCCCCAGGGUUGCUCUAGGGUGAAACUUUCCUCCACAGGAUUUGAAAGUAUGAAAGUUACUUGGGGGGCAGAUUUCUGAGGGGAGAGGGGACACUGGCCCCACAGCACUGCCUUUCCACUGAUUCCCCCAGCCCUAUGUUUUAUCAGGACAUGGCUUGUUGGCCCCUGUGUGCCCAUCAUAGGGACACAGGCCUUUAAAUAUUUAACUUAUUUAUUUAACUAAAUACAGGGGAAUCAAUUCCCAGCUUUGCCUUGUUGGUGUGUAGGAGGUGACAUCCUCAACGACUGGGUCCCAUGAGAUGGCUGGUUAUUGGGCUAAGUGUUGCCAGAACCUCCUGUUUUGGGGGUGAUUGGUCUGGCCCCCAAACUGCCUAACCCAAGGAGCUUGGAAGCUCUGCUCACCCCAACUGAUACCCUAACUCCUCUUACCCAAGGCUGGGUGAAGGCAGAGGGCUGGGCUUCAGGUCUCAGCAGCCUCCCUAGCCUCCCCUCCUCUCUUGGGCCAGCCUGCCCCGCCCCACUCCCCUCUGCUCCCUCUGGGACUGGGCUGAUGAAGGAGCUGCCUACCCCCCACCUUUCUUCACUGGCUUCACAGCCUCCCUUUGGGGCUGUUUCGGGACCAGAAGUACCCAAUAUGGCUCCUCGAGCCUUUAUCCGUCUCAGCCCCCACGGCAUAUCUGUGCUUGGGGACUCUCGCACAGAAUCUCAGGAGCACCCCCUGCCUAGGCUAAGGCGGGCAUAUCUCUGGGGGGUUUUAAGUGCCGUUUGCAAUAACGUCAUUUCUUAUUUAUUUAGCGGAGUAAAUAUUUUAUACUGUAUGUGAGCAAUC